Messenger RNA from Psammomys obesus (fat sand rat), 643 nucleotides. RefSeq names its product guanylate-binding protein 2-like. Gene Ontology annotation, molecular function: GTP binding; GTPase activity. The record is from RefSeq and is a predicted model, not a curated record. NCBI's taxonomy places the organism in Eukaryota, Metazoa, Chordata, Mammalia, Rodentia, Muridae. The transcript has 3 exons. Bases 6 to 311 code for a protein of 101 amino acids.
AAGAGAUGCUGAAAAAGUACUUACAGUCCAAGGACAAUGUGGCUGAAACUCUUCUACAGGCAGAUCAGUCACUCACGGAAGCAGCAAAGGAGGUUGAAGCGGAGCGGAUAAAGGCUGAAGCUGCUGAAGCUGCAAAUAGAGAGUUAGAAGAAAGGCAAAAGGAAUAUGAGCUGAUGAUGGAGCAGAAAGAAAGGAGUUACCAGGAGCAUGUGAGACAGCUGACGGAGAAGAUGCAGCAGGACCAGGAACAGUUAUUAGCAGAACAGGAAAGAAUCAUAGCCCUUAAACUUCAGAGGCUUCCUAAUGAAUAAUGAAAGUCCCUCGCCGUCGACAUACUCAAGCGCAUGGAUUAAAUAGCUGAAUUGCAGUACUCUUCAUUCUUCUGCAAUGGUGCUGAGUUCUCCAUGGUGGGCCAGACUAUCCUGUGAGGACCGCAGACCCCAGCUGCUUCAAUAUAUUUCUGUCAAAAUUUUGGGCAUGUUUCUAAUUCCUUGAUUGAACCCUUGUCUUGAUUGUAGAUCAAGUAGUAGCCUUCCAUUUUCUUUGAGCCCAUCUUUAUCACCUUCAUACAUGUGUUUGAGAGGCCACACCACACAGCUCAGAGAUGAGGCAAGAAACCAAAGGCAAACUGGUGCUGAUUUUA